Molecule: messenger RNA, 351 nt
Organism: Ambispora leptoticha
Lineage: Eukaryota; Fungi; Glomeromycota; Glomeromycetes; Archaeosporales; Ambisporaceae
Source: the annotation of a GenBank genome assembly
AUGUCUAUACCGAUACCGACAGCAUACACAAACACAUUACGUGCCCUACCAGACCGAGCGCAUAUUCUUCACCUGUAUCGAGGGUUCCUACGUGCUGGUUCCAAAUUUUCAAACUACAAUUUCCGUGAUUAUGUGAAACGUCGCGCACGGGAUCAGUUUCGUAUGCAUAAGAACGAGACGGACCCACAUAAAAUUAUGGAACGUGUUAAAAAGGCUGAGAAAGAGUUGUUGGUAUGGCAGCGGCAAGGAUAUCUGAAUAGUUUGUAUCGUGUUGAUCCGUUAGUGAUUGAGAGCGAGGAAAAGAAUAUACGAAAGGAUAAGAAUAAAAUAUUGUUACGUGGACAGAAUUGA